Gadus morhua (Atlantic cod) is the source of this 3098-nucleotide messenger RNA. RefSeq names its product coagulation factor XIII A chain. The record is from RefSeq and is a predicted model, not a curated record. Gene Ontology annotation, biological process: peptide cross-linking; blood coagulation, fibrin clot formation. NCBI's taxonomy places the organism in Eukaryota, Metazoa, Chordata, Actinopteri, Gadiformes, Gadidae. The transcript has 18 exons. Bases 343 to 2538 code for a protein of 731 amino acids. Gene Ontology annotation, molecular function: protein-glutamine gamma-glutamyltransferase activity.
ACACACACACACACACACACACACAUACACACACACACACACACACACACACACACACACACACACACACACACACACACACACACACAACCGUUCUGAACAGAUAGGGUAGGAUGGCACCAAGAGAAAGUUUGUGCCCAGUAAAAAGGGGAACCACAAUCUGUAUAAAUGGUGGAUCUCUGGAUGCAGUGGAUCAUCGUUCUGAACGACACACUUCACCACCCUGACCACCUACCGAUCCCUCUCUCUCUCUCUCUCUCUCUCUCGCUGUCUCUCUCUCUCCUUCUCCUGCAAAGGGCUAAAGUGACCACUUCAACUUGAUCCUUGACCUUUGACCCAACCAUGUCAGAUCAAUCCUACACUGGCCGCUACAAUAAGAGGUUCGCCACCUCCAACCUGGGACAUCUGGAGGACGAUGAGCCCAAGUUCGUAGCGUUCGAUGAUGACGAUGAAGAUGACGAAGACACCGGCGCCACGGCUGACCCCAGGGCUUAUGGAGAUCCUCUGGAUGUGUACAGCGUUGACAUGCUGGUAGCCCAGAACAACCAGAACCACUACACAGGCAGCUUCAAGGCGCCUGCGGGCCAGCCCAUGCCGCUGGUGGUGCGCCGCGGAGAGCCCUUCAAGAUGCGCAUCACUUUCAGCCGCCUCAUUGGGCCAGACGACUUCCAGAUCGAGUUCAGAAUCGGCUCGGGGAAUGUAAUGAUGGUGAACUUCGGGACCCGUGACCGCGGCUCGUCCUGGUCCGGCCGGAUCGAGGACUCCUCCACCCCGGACUGCUUGGUGACGGUGACGCCGUCCGCCGACGCCAUCGUGGGGAAGUUCCGCACCUACGUGGGCGUCCUGGGGUCGGGCGGCAUCAACUACACCAGGGGCGACAACACCGACUUCUACCUGCUGUUCAAUCCCUGGUGCCCAGCGGAUACUGUGUUCUUGGCGAAUCCCGCAGAGAGGGAGGAGUACAUCCUGAAUGAAUACGGUUUAAUCUGCUUGGGAACAGCGGGAGCCUACAGUAUGAGGCCCUGGCUCUACGCACAGUUUGACGAGGGGAUUUUGGACACCUGUAUCGAGAUCCUGGAUCGAUGCCGAAUGCGCAUCAGUGAUCGGGGCAACGCCAUCAAAGUGACCCGGCAGGCAUCGGAGAUAAUCAACGCCCAGGACAACGAUAACGGGGUCCUGGAGGGGAACUGGGGCAAGACAUUCCCCGCAGGCACGUCCCCGCUGAAGUGGACGGGCAGCAACGCCAUCCUGAAGCAGUACAUCCAGACAGGGGUGACUGUGAGAUACGGCCAGUGCUGGGUGUUUGCUGCAGUCCUCAACACCUUUUUUCGUUGCAUGGGCCUGCCGUCCAGGGUCAUCAGCAACUUCAACUCUGCCCACGACAACGACGGCAACGUCAAAACUGAUCUGCUCUACAAACCCGGUGGCACCCCGCACCCCCGCACCAGGGACUCCAUCUGGAACUUCCACUGUUGGAACGAGGUCUGGAUGACCCGGCCAGACCUGCCUGCUGGCCUCGGGGGCUGGCAGUGUGUGGACUCCACACCCCAGGAGAACAGCGACGGGUAUUACCGCUGCGGCCCUGCAUCGGUUGCUGCUGUGAAGGAGGGUCACGUGUACUACCCAUACGACACCCCCUUUGUCUUUGCAGAGGUGAAUAGUGAUGUGAUCCACAAAACCGUGGACAAGUACGGUGGUGAGAAAGUCUUCCUUGUGGAGAAAGACCGUGUGGGCCUUGCCCUUCUUACCAAGGCUGUGGGCUCCAACGCCAUCGACAACAUCACCCACACCUACAAGCACCCUGAGGGUUCCGCUCUUGACGAGCAGGCCAUGAAUGAGGCUGAGAGCCACGGCCUGAGUCGGGACCACUCUGAGACUGGGGCGGCCGUCCUCGUCCUCACCAUAAAUACUGAACAGUCGGUGCUGAAGGGUGAUGACGUGGACCUGGAGCUUGUGUUCACCAACCAGGGAGACGCGGCUGCAGUGUUCACCGGCUCUCUGAAGGGCUCAGUGAUCUUCUACACUGGGGUUGCGUACAGCAGCUUCUACAAGCAGCGCUUUCAGGUCACGAUUUCCCCGGGGGGAGUGGAGACCAGGAUGGUGAAGGUCUCCGGAGACCAAUACAUGCGUUACCUUGGAAACCAGAGCUCCCUGCUGUUCACACUGACGGGAAAGUCCGGGGGUGCCUCACUGAGUGCCAGAACAGUCGUCACACUGGCGACCCAGACACUGCUAUUCAAAAUUGGUGGGAUCGCAGAGUAUGGCCAAGGAAUGUCUGUGGAGGUUUCCUUUGCCAACCCCUACGGCUACAAACUGACCAACGUGGGCAUCGGCAUGGAGGGGAGCGGACUCUUCAGCUACCAGAGCAACAACAUUGGUUCCGUCGAGGCCUAUGGUACUAUGACCUGGAAAGUGUAUUUCAAGCCUUGGAGUACUGGAACAAGAUACAUCAUCGCUCUCAUGAACUGCGAGGAGCUCCCAGAGGUGUGGGGCAUGGACUCCAUCUACAUCAAUCCCCCCCGCAUGGCAGGAGCCUAGCCCAGCGGCCCACGAGCCAGCGCUUCUCUGCCAAGCCUUCACCAAACACCAUCAACCACUGUUGACGUGGGUUGGGAAAACUUGGUGAUUGGUUUAAAUUGAUUCCUUUACUUCUUGCACUUACACAACAUAGAGUCCGAUCUGGUCCUUUUUUUUUUUGUGUACCCACAGUGAUCAGAUUCAAAGUAUUUCGAUGAUAUUACUACACUGUCAUUUAACAGUUAUCUCUGAUCUCUUUUAUAAAUAUGUUAAUCAAUAAAUGAAUAAUUUGUUAUUUGUACUUCCAACCGUUGCUUUUUUGUAACUCUCCAACUGUUCCUGUUUAUUCAUUAUAACUUGAAAGAAUGAGACCAUUUGCUUUAACUGGACUGAAAUACAUUUCAUCAAACUGUAUCCUGUUUGAGAAGUAUCGCCAUGAAUGAAUUGAUCUACCAUGAGAGUCUUGGUUUUUUGCUGUUAUACAAAACUCUGUGUUUAGGGCUUUCAUCUGUACUCUGCAAAAAAUAAUAUUGAAUCUAUGCGUUGCAAACUACUUACAAUAAAGCAUCAUCAAAACCAAA